Anguilla rostrata (American eel) is the source of this 7998-nucleotide messenger RNA. It is a transcript of the gene med13a, whose product is annotated as mediator complex subunit 13a. Gene Ontology annotation, biological process: positive regulation of transcription by RNA polymerase II. The transcript is spliced from 30 exons. Bases 575 to 7003 code for a protein of 2142 amino acids. Lineage: Eukaryota; Metazoa; Chordata; Actinopteri; Anguilliformes; Anguillidae. The record is from RefSeq and is a predicted model, not a curated record. Gene Ontology annotation, cellular component: mediator complex. Gene Ontology annotation, molecular function: transcription coactivator activity.
ACGAACGAGCCAAUAGGCUCCGGGAGGCAGAGUUGUCCCUGUGGCCGCCAUUAAAGAAAGGAAUCCAUGAAUUCAAAUGGAAACCAGGAGGAACAGAGACCGAAAUAAUGGUUAAAAUGACCGAAAAAAUAUAGUCCAACAUCAGCUUUCGAUCGGUUUUUUACAAGAUGUUUUUCAUUUUUAAAUCGAAUUUGGUGCUGAUGGAGCAAUAGGGGGACGAUUUUAAGCAAAGACCGUUUUAAGCAAAGGGGGAGGGGGAGAGUUGCUUCUUUGCUCUCCCUUUCUUUUUGUUUUAAGAUCAUUUUCGCGUCUUUUAAAAAUUAACUUAACUUAUAGAAGUAUUUUAGCAUAGUCGACGCGGUGGAUUGGAUGCUUUUAUUCUGGAAACUGAUAUUUGUGGCGGACAAGAAGAAUCGAAGGGGUUGUUGAAUUACAUUCCCCAACCGAUUGUUUAAAAAAUAUUCUCGUUGUAGCUUCGCUAGCAGGCUAUAUACAUCUUAGAAAAUAUUUUUGAAAAUCGUUCUUUCUUUCUUGGGAACUGAAAUGAUGGAGUGUUCGAUCUCGCAGUGAAAGGAUGAGUUCUUGUUUUGUACCGAACGGGGCCAGCCUGGAGGAUUGCCAUUCCAAUCUAUUCUGUCUGGCUGACCUGACGGGGAUAAAAUGGAAGCGCUACGUGUGGCAGGGCCCCACCUCGGCCCCCAUCCUGUUCCCGGUGACGGAGGAGGACCCCAUCCUGUGCAGCUUCAGCCGCUGCCUGAAGUCGGACGUGCUGAGCGUGUGGCGGCGGCACCAGACGCCGGGCCGCCGCGAGCUCUGGCUCUUCUGGUGGGGCGACGACCCCAACUUCUCUGAGCUCAUCCACCACGAGCUGACAGGCGAAGAGGACGGCGUGUGGGAGAGCGGCCUCUCCUACGAGUGCCGCACGCUGCUCUUCAAGGCCAUCCACAACCUGCUGGAGCGCUGCCUCAUGAACCGCGGCUUCGUCCGCAUCGGCAAGUGGUUCGUCAAGCCCUACGAGAAGGACGAGAAGCCAAUCAACAAGAGCGAACACCUGUCCUGCUCCUUCUCCUUCUUCCUGCACGGCGACAGCAACGUGUGCACCAGCGUGGAGAUCAACCAGCACCAGCCCGUCUACCACCUGAGCGAGGAGCACCUGACGCUGGCCCAGCAGUCCAACAGCCCCUUCCAAGUGAUUCUGAGCCCGUUUGGGUUGAACGGGACGCUGACCGGCCAGUCCUUCAAGCUGUCGGACCCCCCCACGCAGAAGCUGAUCGAGGAGUGGAACCAGUUCUAUCCCAUCAGCCCCAGCGCCAAGGAGAGCGCCGAGGACAAGAUGGAGGACAUGGACUGGGAGGACGACUCCCUGGCCGCCGUGGAGGUCCUCGUCGGCGGCGUUCGAAUGGUGUACCCAGCAUGCCUGGUGCUGGUCCCCCAGUCCGACAUCCCCGCCGUCGCCCCCCUGGGGCCCUCCCACUGCACAGCCGUCUACCUGGGGGGCCCCCAAGUGCCUGCUUCCCAACGGGACCCCGCCAUGUCCUCGGUCACCCUCACCCCCCCCACCUCGCCCGAGGAGGCCCAGACAGUGGACUCCCAGUCGGCGCAGAAGUGGGUGAAGUUCUCCUCGGUGACGGACGCCUUCAGCGCGGACAGCACCAGUCACCACGGCGGGAAGAUCCCGCGCAAGCUGGCCAGCCAGGUGGUGGAGCGGGUGUGGCAGGAGUGCAAUAUCAACCGAGCCCAGAACAAGCGGAAGUUCUCGGCGACGACCAACGGCACGUGCGAGGACGACGCGGCGGACAGAGCCGGAGUCUGGGACUUCGUGGAACCCGCGCAACGGUCAAACUGCAACUGCUCAAGGCAUAAAAACCUGAAGCAGCGCAUGGGCAACACCCCGGGGCAGCCGGCGUCCGCGGGGCAGCCGGCGCAGCCGCCCGCCAAGCACAAGGCGGCGGAGAAGCCGGAGAAGGGCGAGAAGCUGCAGAAGCGGCCGCAGACGCCGUUCCACCACCGCAGCGCGGCGAGCGAGGACGCGGCGCUGGAGCCCGACGCCCCGGGCGCGCGGCUGGGCAUGCGGGCGCAGGAGGGCGGGCGCUUCGCCGGGCUGAGACCCGCCGACGCCGCGCCGCCCGCCAAGGCCCCCCAGCUGCACGGCGGCGGCGGCGGCGGCGGCGCCAGCUCCGCGGAGACGCCCGGCUCGCCCCAGCCCCCGCCCCUCAGCCCCCACCCCUGCGAGCGCGGGGAGGAGGGGGGCGAGGCCAAGAACCCCUCCACGCCCCACAACCAACACUUCUACCCCCCGCCCGCCUCCGAGCCCUGCCUGGCCCCGCCCAAGGGGCCCGAGGACCCCCGCCUGGACGCCGUGGUCCCGCCCUUCCACGCCGCCUUCCCCGAGCCCCAGGAGCCCGCCGUGUACGUGGGGGCGGCGGUCAACCUGGAGGAGGACGGAGGCCACGCCCCCUGGCGCUUCUUCAUGCUCCCGCGGAGGAAGGACGCGGACUUCCCCACGCCGCAGCUGCCCGGAGACAAGCUGCGCGACGAGGCGGCGGGCGGGUCGGAUUCCGUCGUGUCCGUCACAGAGCUGAUGUCCACGUCCAAGAGGCCCUUGAAGGUGUCGGAGGAGCGGGUGCAGAUGUACCUGCAGAGGAGGAACCAGUACCUGUCGGCCGCCAUCGGCGACGGCGACCACGAGCCCGAGGUGGACCCCUACGCCUUCGUGGAGGGGGACGUGGAGUUCCUCUUCCCCGACAAGAAGGACAAGCAGAGCGGCGAGAGGGAAGUCGGGAAGAAACACAAGGGGGAUGACAGUGGAUCGGGCCCAGCUGAUGACGCGCAGCGUGCGGCCGCCCAGAACCGCACCACCUCCACCAGCCUGAUUCACGAGACGGACCUGGCCGUGUCCAUGAACGACCUGGACAACCUCUUCAACUCUGACGAGGACGAGCUCGCGCCUGGCUCCAGACGCGCUCACAGCGGGGCGGAGGAGAAAUUCGGCAAUAAGGACUCCAAGCCAGCCACACUGGACCCCCUCCCGUGCAUAAGUUCGGCCGACCUGCACCAGAUGUUCCCGACCCCGCCCUCGCUGGAGCAGCACAUCAUGGGCUACUCCCCCAUGAACAUGGGCAGCAAGGACUACGGCAGCAUGGACGCCGUGUCCGGCAUGACCCUGCUGGACGGCGCCUCCUCGCUGGGCGGCCACUUCAAGAUCGAGGUGGAGGAGAGCUUCUGCAGCCCCAAGCCGUCCGAAAUCAAGGACUUCUCGUUCGUGUACAAGCCUGCGAUGUGCCAGCCGUUUGUGGGCUGCACCAUGUUCGCCCCCCUGAAGGCGCUGCCCAGCCAGUGCAUGCAGCCCAUCAAGCUGCCGGAGGAGUGCCUGUACCGGCCCAGCUGGACCGUGGGCAAGCUGGAGCUGCUCAACCCGGUGCCCGCCAUGACCUUCCUCAACAAGGACGGGAACAUCCCCAGCGUGGGCAGCACCAUGGACCCGGAGUACAUCCAGACGUACACGCCCCAGACCCACACGCCCUUCAUGUCCAACAGCGCCCCGCCCAGCAACAGCGGGGCGGGCAUCCUGCCCUCCCCGGCCACGCCCCGCUUCUCGGCCCCCACCCCGCGGACGCCGCGGACGCCGCGCACGCCCCGGGGCCCCUCCAGCGUGCAGGGCUCGCUCAAGUACGAGAACUCGGACCUGUACUCGCCCGCCUCCACGCCCUCCACCUGCCGGCCCCUCAACUCGGUGGAGCCGGCGACCGUGCCCUCGGUCCCGGAGGCGCACAGCCUGUACGUCAACCUCAUCCUGUCCGAGUCCGUCAUGAACCUGUUCAAGGACUGCAACUUCGACAGCUGCUGCGUGUGCGUGUGCAACAUGAACAUCAAGGGCGCCGACGUGGGCGUCUACAUCAGCGACCCCAACUGCGAGGUGCAGUACUCCUGCACCUGCGGCUUCAGCGCCGUCAUGAACCGCCGCUACGGCAACGGCUCGGGCCUCUUCCUGGAGGACGAGCUGGACAUCAUCGGGCGGGGCUCGGACGUCAGCCGCGAGGCGGAGAAGCGCUUCGAGGCGCUGCGCAGCGCCUCCCUGGAGCGGGCCGGCAGCCCCAGGGACCGCGUCCCCGACGAGCUCAUCCUCCUGCUGCAGGACCAGUGCACCAACCCCUUCUCCCCCAUCUCCGGCCUGGAGCCCGACGCCCUGGCCAAGGGGCCCGGGGCCCCCGCCUGCGUGCGCGUGGAGGAGCGGGACUACCACAGCGACUGCUACCUGGCCCUGGAGCACGGGCGCCAGUUCAUGGACAACAUGUCCGGCGGCAAGGUGGACGAGACCCUGGUCAAGAGCACCUGCCUCCACCCCUGGGCCAAACGUAACGCGGUGGACGUCAGCACGCUGUGCUCGCAGGACGUCCUGCGGGUGCUGCUGUCCCUGCAGCCCGUGCUGCAGGACGCCAUCCAGAAGAAGAGGACCGUGCGCUCCUGGGGCGUGCAGGGCCCGCUCACCUGGCAGCAGUUCCACAAGAUGGCCGGCCGGGGCUCCUACGGCACGGACGAGUCGCCGGAGCCCCUGCCCAUCCCCACCUUCCUGGUGGGGUACGAGUACGACUUCGUGGUGCUCUCCCCCUUCGGCCUGCCCUACUGGGAGAAGCUCCUGCUGGACCCCUUCGGCUCCCAGCGGGACGUGGGGUACCUGGUGGUGUGCCCCGAGAACGAGGCCCUGCUCAACGGCGCCAAGACCUUCUUCAGGGACCUGACGGCCGUGUACGAGUCCUGCAGGCUCGGCCAGCACCGGCCCAUCUCCAAAAUGCACUCGGACGGCAUCGUGCGCGUGGGCGGCACCGCCGCCCGGAAGCUGGCCGAGCAGCCGGUGAGCGACUGGUUCCUGAAGGCGACCAGCGGCAGCGGCGACUCCUUCGCCAAGCUCAAACUCUACGCCCAAGUGUGCCGGCACGACCUCGCUCCUUAUCUUGCUUCUCAGUCACUGGACAGCUCCUUACUUGCACAGCCCAACCCCGUUCCUGCUUCCAGCCAAUCGUCAUCCACACAACCCCCAAACAGCUCCUCCUCCUCCUCCUCCUCCACGCCGGGCAGUCAGAGCUCGGCGGUCCCCGGCGGCGGCGGCUCGGGCGCCGCCCCGCCCACCGCGGCGGGCAGCGCACCCCCCUCCGCCCACGCGCCCUCCGGCCAGGGCGGGGCCGGGGCCAUGCAGUCGUCCAAGCCCAGCUCCUUCCCUCCCUUCGGGGCCCCAGGCGGGGGCUCCCAGGCGGGGCAGAACACCGGCGGCUCUGGGGACGCCUCCACUGCCGCCACCUCCCAGACUCAGGGCCCCGCGGAACCGCCCGAGAGCACCAUGGAGCGGGAGAAGGUGGGCGUGCCCACGGACGGCGAGUCGCACGCCGUGGCCUACCCGCCCGCCAUCGUGGUGUACAUCGUGGACCCCUUCACCUACGAGGAGACGGAGGGCUCGGCCCACUCCAGCGUCUGGACCCUGGGGCUGCUCCGCUGCUACCUGGAGAUGCUGCAGUUCCUCCCCCCGCACAUCCGGAACGCCGUGUCCGUGCAGAUAAUUCCCUGCCAGUACCUGCUGCAGCCGGUGCGGAGCGAGGAGAGGCACAUCUACGCCCAGCACCUCAAGUCGCUGGCCUUCUCCGUCUUCUCCCAGUGCCGGCGGCCCCUGCCCGCCUCCACCAACGUCAAAACGCUGACGGGCUUUGGGCCCGGGCUGGCCCUCGACACCUCCCUCAAGAGCCCCGAGAGGCCCGAGUGCUUGCGGCUCUACACGCCGCCCUUCAUCCUGGCGCCCGUGAAGGACAAGCAGACGGAGCUGGGCGAGACCUUCGGCGAGGCCUCCCAGAAGUACAACGUGCUCUUCGUGGGCUACUGCCUGUCCCACGACCAGCGCUGGCUCCUGGCCACCUGCACCGACCUGUACGGGGAGCUCCUGGAGACCUGCAUCAUCAGCAUCGACGUGCCCAACAGGGCCCGGAGGAAAAAAGGCUCUGCCAGAAGACUAGGGCUCCAGAAGCUGUGGGAUUGGUGCCUGGGCUUGGUGCAGAUGACAUCACUGCCCUGGAGGGUGGUGAUUGGCCGCCUCGGACGGAUAGGUCACGGAGAGCUGCGAGAUUGGAGCAUUCUGCUCAGCAGGCGCAAUCUGCAGUCGCUCAGCAGGAGGCUGAAGGAGAUGUGCAGGAUGUGUGGCAUCUCCGCCGCAGACACUCCCAGCAUCCUCAGCGCCUGUCUGGUUGCCAUGGAGCCCCAGGGCUCCUUUGUCAUCAUGCCAGACUCGGUGUCCACCGGCUCGGUGUUCGGACGCAGCACCACGCUGAACAUGCAGACGUCGCAGCUGAACACUCCCCAGGACACGUCCUGCACGCACAUCCUGGUGUUCCCCACCUCCGCCUUCGUGCAGGUGGCCAGCUCCAACUACACUACUGAGAACAUCGACAUCGCCUUCAACCCCAUUAACGACGGACCGGACGCCAUCGGCAUCUUUGACCUGCUGGAGUCCGAGAACGACCUGGUGGACCCCGACAUCAUCAACAUCCUGCCCGCCUCCCCCACCACCUCCCCUGUGCACUCCCCCGGGUCGCACUACCACCACGGGGGGGACAGCAGCAAGGGGCAGAGCACGGACCGGAUGGAGUCCCACGACGAGGCUCCGAACAUCCUCCAGCAGCCCCUGGCCCUGGGGUACUUCGUGUCCACGGCCAAGGCCGGCCCGCUGCCCGACUGGUUUUGGUCGGCCUGCCCCCAGGCCCAGAACCAGUGUCCCCUUUUCCUAAAGGCCUCCCUGCACCUCCACGUGCCUUCAGUGCAAUCCGACGAGCUGCUCCACAGUAAACACUCCCACCCCCUCGACUCCAACCAGACCUCAGACGUGCUCAGAUUCGUCCUGGAGCAGUACAACGCCCUCUCCUGGCUGACGUGCGACCCUGCGACCCAGGACAGGCGCUCCUGCCUGCCCAUUCACUUCGUGGUGCUGAACCAGAUGUACAACUUCAUCACGAACAUGCUGUAGCCGACGGAGCGGGAACCAGCCCUGGGGGACGGGGACGGGGGGGGGGGGACGGAGGGGUGCUAAAAAGGGAUUUUAAAAAAACAGAAAGAAAAACAAAAAAAAAAAAACAACCUGUCUGAUGACUACAGUGCUGGACUUUAUAUGAGUUUGGAACUCUUCCUUGCCAGUGCGAGUGGACGGGCGUGGCGGGCGAUCGAUCCUACAGAGCCAGUACCGUGGAGCCAGAGAGGCCGGCUUCUGUCUGCCGACAGAGACCCCGCAAGCGUGGGAGUGGCCACAGAAGCCCCGCCCCCCCCGGGCUUGCGGCCGUGGUAUCCGUUGCCGUAACAACGCAAGCGGCCAGUCCGCGCCCGGCGUGUCUGUCGAGAAGGGGAAGGAACGGGACGUUCGCAAACGAAGCCAACCGAUUUUGACUCUUCAUUAUAAAGACCUGAAAUUCCUUGUCUUUGGAUGAAAUUGUAUCCAAAUGAAAUGCCUGCAUCUAUCUUAUUUAUUGUAAGUUUUUAAAUGUAUAAUUUGUCUUAUUUCUUAACCUCUUUUAUAUAUUAAAAAAAUCUAGAAGGUUUAUAUCGCCUUCCUGCUUUAAAGCAAUUGGUCUAAAAUAUAUGUAAUCGUCUUAAUUAAAAAACCAACAAAAACCACAAAAAAACAAAAACAAAGUUGCAGUAGGUUGCUUUUAGAGUAUUAUUUUUUGUAAGGGGGGGGGGGACAGAAAUUUGUAUUGUCAUGAUGUACAGAUGAAGUAGUUUUGGGGUGUAUGCCCUUGCCAUUGUGUGUGGGGGGGCUUACGGCUAAGCUGCAGCUUCGGAGUACUUGUACAGCAAUGAAGUUCACUGUGUUCAAAUAAAAAGAGGUACAUUGUCGUAUAUAGUAUUUUAUACCACACAUUUAGACACAAAAAACCAAACGGCAAUAUAUAUAAAUAAUUAUAUAUUAAUGCGGCGCCGCCACGGCUGGUGCAGCUUCUGUUUUAGGAAUAAAGUGCGUCAACUCAA